CAGAAGAAUCCCCCCUCUACGUCAACGCAAAACAGUUCCAUCGCAUCCUCAAGCGACGCGUCGCCCGCCAAAAACUCGAAGAACAGCUCCGUCUCACCUCCAAGGGCCGCAAGCCUUACCUGCAUGAAUCACGACACAACCACGCCAUGCGCAGGCCCAGAGGUCCAGGAGGCCGCUUCUUGACCGCAGACGAAGUAGCCGCCAUGGAAAAGGCACAGGGCGGAUCCACCUCCACAAAUAACUCUGCCUCCACCAACGAGAACAAAGAAGUCACCGGCCAGAAGAGGAAGAGCAUAGCCGAGUCUUCCUCUUCUCCGGGCUCCAAGAAGGCCAAAACAUCCCCCCUUAGAACAGGCGCCAAUGCAAACGUCGCUGCUGCCCCUGCCGAGACCAGUGACGCCGAGGACGAAGAUGGCUGACCUCCAUCUCCUCCACCUCCUGGCUCGCUGGGUCGAUUUCUGCUGCUUCCUUCCGUUAUAUAUACAUAUCAUUAUACCCCUCUCGUCGUCGUCUCGUCUAUCUCGCUUAGUCCUCUCAUCUCGUUGUUUCGUCUUUUCCUCUUCUUUCAGCAUGAGCGCGGCGGAUGGAUAGGAUAGGAUGGACCGGUUUCUUUUCCUCUUCUUUUGUUUUAUCUGUCUAUUUCGUUUGUUCUCUCUUUUGUCUGUCUAUUCCCGCGUGUAUCUGAAAAAAUUGAAGCUAAAGAGUGUCUAGGGCGAUCCUAUGUAUUGUUUUGUCUAUCUUUCUUUUCUUGUUUGUUAAUUAGUUGCGUCUUGUCGAUAAGAGUGAUGUGAUGAUGCAAAUCAAGCUCGGUAUAUACAUAUAUAUCUUCUCCAUACUAUCUCUAUAAUAGUAGCAUCUUGAGUGUCUUGAUAGUAAUAUCUGAUAGUAGCGGUGGUUUAAAGUGGAUGACUAAUGAGGCUGUGCUGACUAACUGUGGCUCGUUCACCUCUACUUCGACCUUCAUCCAUGCAAUCUACAACAUCGCGGCCUACUUUUAUUUACUCUGCAGACAAUAUCAACAGUUUAACGAUCCACCGGCUCAACGC
Messenger RNA from Trichophyton rubrum CBS 118892, 1046 nucleotides. Its product is annotated as transcription activator HAP2. The coding region runs from base 147 to 419 and encodes 90 amino acids. Gene Ontology annotation, biological process: regulation of DNA-templated transcription. The record is from RefSeq and is a predicted model, not a curated record. Lineage: Eukaryota; Fungi; Ascomycota; Eurotiomycetes; Onygenales; Arthrodermataceae. The transcript has a single exon. Gene Ontology annotation, molecular function: DNA-binding transcription factor activity.